GGGUGGGGGGCCGGUCUCCGGCCGCAGCGCCGCCGCCAUCACGGACUUCCUGUGGGACAAGCGCACGGGCCUCGCAGCCAGAACGAUGCCUCACCCCCGAAGAUACCACUCUUCAGAGCGGGGCAGCCGGGGCAGCUACCAUGAACAUUACCGCAGUCGAAAACAUAAGCGACGGAGAAGCCGCUCUUGGUCUAGCAGCAGUGACCGGACUCGGCGGCGCCGACGAGAAGACAGCUAUCACGUCCGUUCUAGGAGCUAUGAUGACCACUCUUCUGACCGGCGGGCCUAUGACCGACGAUACUGUGCCAGCUAUAGGCGUGACUACAGCCGGGAACGAGGGGAACCUUAUUAUGAAGCUGAGUAUCGACAUUCCUAUGAGUACCAUCGAGAUGACAGCUACCGCAGCCAACGAAGUAGCCGUAGGAAACACAGGCGGCGGAGACGACAUAGCCGGACAUUCAGCCAUUCGUCUUCGCAGCACAGCAGCCGGAGAGCCAAGAGUGUGGAGGACGACGCUGAGGGUCACCUCAUCUACCACGUCGGGGACUGGCUACAAGAGCGAUAUGAGAUUGUGAGCACUCUAGGAGAGGGGACCUUUGGCCGUGUUGUACAGUGUGUGGAUCAUCGAAGGGGUGGAGCUCGGGUUGCCCUAAAGAUCAUUAAGAAUGUGGAAAAGUACAAAGAGGCAGCACGACUGGAAAUCAAUGUGCUGGAGAAGAUCAAUGAAAAGGACCCAGACAAUAAGAACCUGUGUGUCCAGAUGUUUGACUGGUUUGACUACCAUGGCCACAUGUGUAUCUCCUUCGAGCUCCUGGGCCUCAGCACUUUCGACUUCCUCAAAGACAACAACUACCUGCCCUACCCCAUCCACCAAGUGCGCCACAUGGCCUUCCAGCUGUGUCAGGCCGUCAAGUUCCUCCAUGACAACAAGCUGACACAUACGGACCUCAAGCCAGAAAACAUCCUGUUUGUGAAUUCGGACUAUGAGCUCACCUACAACCUGGAGAAGAAACGGGAUGAACGGAGUGUGAAGAAUACAGCAGUACGGGUAGUGGAUUUUGGCAGUGCCACUUUUGACCACGAACACCAUAGCACCAUUGUUUCCACUCGACAUUACCGAGCUCCAGAAGUCAUCUUGGAGCUCGGCUGGACACAGCCCUGUGACGUGUGGAGCAUCGGCUGCAUCAUCUUCGAGUACUACGUUGGCUUCACCUUGUUCCAGACUCAUGACAACCGAGAACACUUAGCCAUGAUGGAAAGGAUCCUGGGGCCUAUUCCCUCUCGAAUGAUCAGAAAGACCAGGAAGCAGAAGUAUUUUUACCGGGGUCGACUGGAUUGGGAUGAGAACACAUCGGCUGGCCGUUAUGUACGAGAGAAUUGCAAACCUCUGCGGCGAUACCUGACAUCGGAGGCAGAUGAACACCACCAGCUAUUUGACCUGAUUGAGAGCAUGCUAGAAUAUGAACCUGCCAAGCGACUGACCCUGGGCGAAGCCCUUCAGCAUCCUUUCUUUGCCCGCCUUAGGGCUGAACCACCAAGCGCUAAGGUGUGGGACUCCAGUCGGGAUAUCAGCCGGUGACAACUGGGCCUGGGGCCCCUUAUUGUCUCUUAUGGCAAUGAGUGGCCGAUCUGGGACACUGGUGCUUUUUUAUACAAAAGAAUGGAGCAGGAGCAUAACUUCCCUCACCUUCCUCCUGGCUCCUUUAUAAACCUGUGAAUAUGUGAGAUAGUGUAAAUACAGCAGAGCUCUCUGGCCUUUAUUCCCUUUUCCCAUUGAAGCCCUGUAUAUAAAAGCUAUCCCUUCAACACCCUCUCAGGCCUUCAUUUGCUCUUUCCAGCAGUGCUGGAGGGGGCAUGAGGUGGUGAGGUAGCACCUACCCUAUGUUUUAUAAGGAAUUUUGUACAGUCUUUGUGAAAUAAAUAUGACGUGCUUCAACUGA
Phascolarctos cinereus (koala) is the source of this 1940-nucleotide messenger RNA. RefSeq names its product CDC like kinase 2 (gene CLK2). Lineage: Eukaryota; Metazoa; Chordata; Mammalia; Diprotodontia; Phascolarctidae. Gene Ontology annotation, biological process: peptidyl-tyrosine phosphorylation; regulation of RNA splicing. Gene Ontology annotation, cellular component: nucleus. The record is from RefSeq and is a predicted model, not a curated record. Gene Ontology annotation, molecular function: ATP binding; protein serine/threonine kinase activity; protein tyrosine kinase activity.